UCUUUCUUUCUUAAAAUGGAUCUGCUGGAAUUGCAGGUGUUUGUGACUGAGGUGAACUCACAUCGGGAUCAGAUCAUCGAGCUGGAUAAGACAGGAACACACCUCAAGUACUUCAGUCAGAAACAGGACGUGGUGUUGAUCAAGAACCUCCUGCUGAGCGUUCAAGGCCGCUGGGAGAAGGUCGUGCAGAGGUCAGUGGAGAGAGGACGCCUGCUGGACGAUGCCAGGAAACGUGCCAAACAGUUCCAUGAGACCUGGAACAAACUGAUGGAGUGGCUUGAAGAGUCUGAGAGAGUGCUGGACUCUGAGCUGGAGAUCGCUAAUGAUCCGGACAAGAUCAAGACGCAGUUAACCCAGCACAAGGAGUUCCAGAAAACUCUGGGCAGCAAGCAUUCGGUGUAUGACACCACCAGCCGCACGGGCCGAGCUUUGAAGGACAAGACCUCCUUGCAAGAUGACAGCCAGAAACUGGACGACAUGCUCAGUGAGCUCAGGGACAAAUGGGACACAGUCUGUGGGAAAUCUGUGGAGAGGCAGAAUAAGCUGGAGGAAGCUCUGCUGUUCUCAGGUCAGUUCACAGAUGCACUGCAGGCUCUCAUCGACUGGCUCUAUAAAGUGGAACCACAGCUUGCUGAAGAUCAGCCCGUGCAUGGAGACAUAGACCUCGUCCUGAACCUCAUCGACAGCCAUAAGGUGUUCCAGAAAGAGUUGGGCAAAAGGACUGGCAGCGUGCAGGCUUUGAAACGCUCGGCCCGUGAGCUUAUUGAGAACAGCCACGAUGACUCGUCCUGGGUCAAAGUUCAGAUGCAAGAGCUGAGCACACGCUGGGAGACGGUGUGCAGCCUCUCUGUGUCCAAACAGACACGGCUCGAGCAGGCACUGUGUCAGGCUGAGGAGUUCCACUCCACUGUUCAUAUCUUACUGGAGUGGCUUGCAGAGGCUGAACAGAGCCUUCGCUUCCACGGUGCCUUGCCUGACGAUGAAGAAGCCCUCCGCGCUCUCAUUGAACAGCACAAGGAGUUUAUGAAGAAGCUGGAGGAGAAGCGACUGGCCCUGAAUAAAGCCACAAGCAUGGGAGAGGCAAUCCUGUCCAUCUGCCACCCAGACUCCAUCACCACCAUCAAACACUGGAACACCAUCAUCAAAGCGCGCUUUGAGGAGGUAACAGCCUGGGUGCGUCAGCACCAGCAGAGACUCUCCAGUGCUCUGGCCGAACUGCUGGCCACGCAAGAACUGCUGGAAAACCUGCUGAACUGGCUCCAGUGGGCUGAAACCACACUUGGCGAGAAAGACAAGGAACCUCUUCCUCAAGAGUUAGAGGAAGUCAAAUCGCUCAUCGCUGAGCACCAGACAUUCAUGGAAGAGAUGACCAGAAAACAACCAGACGUGGAUAAAAUCACCAAAACUCAUAAGAGAAAAUCCACAGCAGAUCCUCCGGUUCAGUCUCAAAUCCCUGUUCCAGAGAAAGGACGAACAGCCAGAAAGAGAUUCCCUACACAAUCCAUGUACACCGCAGCAUCACAGACACAAAUCGAGACUAAGAACCCCCGAGUGAACCUGCUGGUCAGUAAGUGGCAGCAGGUGUGGCUGCUGGCGCUGGACAGGAGAAGGAAGCUCAACGAUGCUCUGGACAGACUAGAGGAGCUGAAAGAGUUUGCCAACUUUGACUUUGACGUAUGGAGGAAACGCUACAUGCGCUGGAUGAACCACAAGAAAUCGCGCGUCAUGGAUUUCUUCCGUCGUAUUGAUAAAGACCAGGAUGGCAAAGUCACAAGGCAGGAAUUCAUCGAUGGCAUCCUGUCCUCAAAGUUCCCCACCAGUCGUCUGGAGAUGAGCGCUGUGGCAGACAUCUUUGAUCGUGACGGUGAUGGCUACAUCGACUACUAUGAGUUUGUGGCUGCUCUACAUCCCAACAAAGAUGCUUACAAACCAUUAACCGAUGCGGAUAAAAUUGAAGAUGAGGUGACUCGCCAAGUUGCAAAGUGCAAGUGUCCGAAACGGUUCCAAGUAGAGCAGAUCGGCGCCAACAAAUAUCGGUUCUACCUUGGAAAUCAGUUUGGUCUCGUUCACUGCUUACAUGACCCCUUAAUCGCCGAUGAGACUAUAACAAACAGGGACAAUCAAAAUCUAACCCCCCAUCUACACGUUGCCGUUUUGGAAAGCUGUAUCCUGUUUGGAGAUUCCCAGCAGCUGCGGCUGGUGCGGAUCCUGCGCAGUACGGUGAUGGUGCGGGUGGGUGGUGGUUGGAUGGCCCUGGAUGAGUUCCUGGUGAAAAAUGACCCGUGCAGAGUUCACCACCACGGGAGUAAAAUGUUGCGCUCGGAAUCAAAUUCUUCAAUUACUCAGUCUCCUAUAGCUAAGGGCAGAACCAACGUGGAGCUGCGUGAGAAGUUUAUUCUCCCAGAAGGCACCACCCAGGUGAUGGCCAGUUUCCGCUACAGAGGGCGAAGGUCACGGCCGUCCUCAAGAGGCGCCUCCCCUAACAGAUCCAAUUCUAGUCACAGCUGUCCCACAGCACAACCCAACCCACCCGGCUCCAACACACCCAAGACUCCCCAACAUUUAACCCGCAAUUAUGACAAACCCUGGCUGACAAACAGCAAAUCAGCUACUCUUAAAUCAUCUGACUCCUUUGACAGCCAAGGGUCAUCCAAUGAGAGCACCCCUAUUCAGGGAAGCAAGCUUCGUCUUCCAGGCUAUCUGUCAGGAAAAGGCUUUCAGUCGGGAGAGGAUGGGACCUUGAUAAACGCUGCAGUCAUGAAGGCCAGAGGUCAAGCCAUGGGGUUGGGUAAGAUCUCAAGCAGGCCCGGCAGCAAAGCAGGAAGCCGAGGGAGCAGCCGCCGUGGCAGCGAUGCCUCAGACUUCGAUAUUUCAGACAUCCAGUCGGUUUGCUCAGACGUGUCGGAGACAGUGACAGACUCAGGACGCCCGACGCCGCGCUCAGCCUCACGCCAACACGGAGGCAAACCCUCCAAAAUCCCAACUCCCCAACGGAGGAGCACCCCUACUAGCAAACUGGCUAAGACUACCAAGAGAUAGUCAACAGAGUCCAGUCCACAGAAGAGGCCAGGUUCCACACACUAAACCGAGACUGGACAGACGUAGAUUCACACUAAAGACUGCAAAGUGUUAUUGAUUUUAAAAAGCGUAGCAAGAUGUAAAUUAUUCUGUUGUGAAAAAGGAAGUUUAUGUGGAGUGUAUGUGUGUGAGUGUGUGUGGAAUGCAAUGGCUUUGUGCAUUUGUCCUGUACUUUAUGUGACUGUUGCGUCAUUGAUAUUUUGUUUAUUGCUGGGAAAGGUCAGCAAACACAAGAAGACUAUGUUGUUAGGUAAACUAACACUUUUCCACAUGUUUGCGUUGAGGGAGAAGCUGAAUGUACAGUCAUUUGCUCUAGCGGACAUGCUUGUUGGCGAUAAUAUGCCCUUGUAUUCUGCCAGGACACCACAAUUAUUUAUUCAUCUAUUUAAAGUGCAAUGACAAGCUGCUGUUAUGCAUUUAAAGGGCAAUACAAUACCACUGCUACACUACAACCGUUACCCCUGCUAUCAUACACUACAGUUAAUCCUGAUCAUGGCCUUUAAACUUGCAUAUAAAACAACCGUCUGUAGCACCUGCAGUAAUGUUCGUUUCGAUCAAAUCACAGAUUGUGUGCCACCUAACUGUGACUAGAACUUUCUGACUAAAUACAUUCAUAAGUGCAAUCAUGCCUGUGUACUCUAUGGUUCCUUUUUGCCUGAUUGAUGCAAAUUACUCAACUUUUUGUAAUAAAUAUGCUUGCAGAAAGCUCAACAAUA
Cyprinus carpio (common carp) is the source of this 3794-nucleotide messenger RNA. Its product is annotated as dystonin-like. The transcript has 21 exons. NCBI's taxonomy places the organism in Eukaryota, Metazoa, Chordata, Actinopteri, Cypriniformes, Cyprinidae. The record is from RefSeq and is a predicted model, not a curated record. The coding region runs from base 16 to 3039 and encodes 1007 amino acids.